UCAGACUCCUCUCUCCCACCGCAAUCGUCCAUAAACACACACAGAGGAUCAACACGCCUUCUCUCGCAUUUCAUUCUUUCAUCGUACUAUAAUAUCUUUGGGCAUUCACUGUAUUGUCAGCUUUUCCCACCUCAACCUUUUGUGUUCUGUUGGAAAUCAGAAGAAUCUGAAUUCUUGUCGGGUUGCUCUUGAUUUUUCGGUUACUGAAGUUUUCCUCAUUUUCGCGACCGGGAUAGUGGUUGGUCUGUUAUUUUAGUGAUACACGUGAUUUGGGUCUCGAGUCAAAAUUUGAUCUUUGGAAGAUUUCUCUUUUUAUGGCAAUAUACAUGUGAGGUUGUUGGGAUCUUUUUGGAAAAAAAAAGUUUUGCUUUUGUAUCAAAUAGGUAUCUCAGAAAAGCUAGUGCUAUACUGUCUACGUAUUCUUAAGAGUUCCUCGUACUAUAUUAUAUUUGUUGAGUCACAAUUUAAUAUUAUAUAGAACAAGAAUCUUUAGUUGAUAAUCAGGGGGGUUUAGUAUCUGGUUUGGGUUCUAGGAGCGGGAUCGUUGCAAUGGAUUCCUGCUGUGCCACCAUGAAAGCAAAUGCCCAUCCUUCGCAAUUUAGAAGGGCUUUUGGCUAUGGAGACAGUGGAUUUCUGGGAAAGAAGAUCAAGGGAAGUCUGAAAAGCAAGGCUUCAGGGACCAACUUUUGCAGGAGUUUGAAAAGUAGUAGUGUAAACAGGGCUAAAAAGAUCAAGCCUGGGGUGGCUUUCUCCAUCUUUACACAAGACAUAGACCAAGAGAUUAUGCAAUUUGAAGCACCUGUAUUUGAUGAGAGUUCAACAGUAGAUCCUAAAACUGUAGCUGCAAUCGUUUUGGGUGGAGGUGCCGGAACUCGCCUGUUUCCCCUUACCAGCAAAAGGGCUAAACCGGCUGUGCCAAUUGGAGGUUGUUAUAGGCUAAUUGAUGUGCCCAUGAGCAACUGCAUCAACAGUGGAAUACGGAAAAUUUUUAUCUUGACCCAGUUUAACUCAUUUUCCCUUAAUCGGCACCUUGCUAGAACGUACAAUUUCGGAAAUGGUGUGAAUUUUGGAGAUGGGUUUGUGGAGGUUCUUGCUGCCACUCAGACAUCAGGCGAAGCUGGAAAGAAGUGGUUUCAAGGAACUGCAGAUGCUGUUCGGCAAUUUACAUGGGUAUUUGAGGACGCCAAGAACAAAAAUGUUGAACACAUAGUAAUAUUGUCCGGAGACCAUCUAUACAGAAUGAAUUACAUGGACUUUGUUCAGAAGCAUGUUGACACUAAUGCAGAUAUUACUGUUUCAUGUGUACCCAUGGAUGAUAGUCGAGCCUCAGAUUACGGGUUAAUGAAGAUUGAUGGGACAGGGCGUAUUAUCCAAUUUGCUGAGAAACCAAAAGGCGCUGAUUUGAAAGCAAUGCAAGUUGACACCUCGCUUCUUGGACUUUCUGCAAAAGAGGCUAUGAAGUAUCCAUACAUUGCAUCAAUGGGUGUUUAUGUAUUCAGAACAGAUGUUCUGCUGAGCCUUCUGAGGUGGAAAUAUCCUUCCUGUAAUGACUUUGGCUCUGAGAUCAUUCCCUCAGCUGUGAAGGAUCAUAAUGUUCAGGCGUAUCUUUUUAGUGAUUACUGGGAGGACAUUGGGACUAUAAGGUCGUUCUUUGACUCCAAUUUGGCACUUACAGAGCAGCCUCCGAAAUUUGACUUUAACGACCCAAAGACUCCUUUUUAUACAUCUCCUAGAUUCUUGCCACCUACUAAAGUUGAAAAAUGCAGGAUUGUGGAUGCAAUCAUUUCACACGGUUGCUUUCUUCGGGAGUGCAGUGUCGAGCAUUCUAUAGUUGGCGUGAGAUCACGCUUAGACUAUGGUGUUGAAUUGAUGGAUACUAUGAUGAUGGGUGCGGACUACUAUCAAACUGAAUCUGAAAUUGCAUCUUUAUUAGCAGAGGGGAAGGUGCCCAUUGGUGUUGGACAGAACACCAAAAUUAGAAAUUGUAUAAUAGACAAGAAUACCAAGAUAGGAAGAGACGUGGUCAUUACAAAUGCGGAUGUAAGCCUUUCUUGCUUUCUAUUUUCUGUGCUUUGCUGGGAAUCCUUAUACAGGAGCAUCAUGCUGCAGAGGAUUUAUAAGUUUUAUCGGAUGUUACAGGGUGUUGAAGAAGCCGACAGACCAGAAGAAGGUUUUUACAUUAGAUCUGGAAUCAUUGUCAUUCUGAAGAAUGCAACAAUUAAAGAUGGAACCGUCAUAUAAUGGUGUCAAGAUUAUCAGUUUCUGCUACGAUGAGGCCCCUGUAUAUGUAACUAUGCUAUGUUUUUGUUCAGACUCGUUUAAGGUCUAAGUUUUGGAAUAAAAUUUAAUGAUGGCGAGGA
Coffea eugenioides is the source of this 2360-nucleotide messenger RNA. Its product is annotated as glucose-1-phosphate adenylyltransferase large subunit 1-like. Gene Ontology annotation, biological process: glycogen biosynthetic process. The transcript is spliced from 13 exons. Lineage: Eukaryota; Viridiplantae; Streptophyta; Magnoliopsida; Gentianales; Rubiaceae. The record is from RefSeq and is a predicted model, not a curated record. Bases 550 to 2241 code for a protein of 563 amino acids. Gene Ontology annotation, molecular function: glucose-1-phosphate adenylyltransferase activity.